UGCCACUAUUGGUCAUGUUUAACCCACGGGGCGUGACGUCCUCGACGAACGAACCAAUCACGUGUCUCCAUGCCUUGUCCCCCCCUGCUCAACUUCCUGUUUUUCCGGCGCGACGAAUAUCUAUCUGAACGGAAUAAAAAAUAGUUUUAGUCGACGGUCGACUUCAUCGUCACUUUGACGGAGCGAGUUCGAUUUGUGAGCACGCAGUUUGAGGAGGACUCAUCAUGGGAGGGAUAAAACAGGAACAGAAUGAUGCUCCACAGCACCCAAAAGCCUCCCAGUCAACAACAGAACAUCCUCAAGAAGAGCCCAAGAAGAGAGGAUGGCCAAAGGGCAAGAAAAGAAAGAAGGUGCUUCCAAAUGGUCCAAAGGCACCGGUUACCGGCUAUGUCCGCUUUUUGAAUGAGCGACGGGAGGUCAUGAGGGCCCGAUAUCCUGACCUGCCUUUCCCGGAAAUCACCAAGCGACUUGGAGCAGAAUGGACUCGACUAGCACCAACCGACAAACAGCAUUACCUGGAAGAGGCGGAGCGCGAAAAGAUGCAGUAUGCUCAGGAACUGAAGGAAUAUCAUCAGACCGAGGCGUAUCAGAUCACCAGCGCCAAGAUACAAGACAAGAGAAUUAAGAAAGAGGACAAUCAGUCUGUAAUCAUCAGUGCAAGUUCAGGCUUGCCUAAGGCAUCCGAACUCCCAAGCAGGUUUGAGAUCCCAAUAUUCACAGAGGAGUUCCUGGAUCAGAACAAAGCUAGAGAGGCAGAGCUGCGCCGACUUCGUAAGGCAAAUAUUGAGUUUGAGGAGCAGAAUGCAGUGCUGCAGAGGCACAUCAAGGAUAUGUACAAUGCCAAAGAGCGCCUUGAGGCUGAACUGGGACAGGAUGAGAAGCGCACGCAGGCUCUUCAUCAGCACCUGCUGGCCAUUAAACACACUCUGGUCAACAGUCUGUCUUCUGUCCCGCUACCAGGCACAAGUGAGACGGCAUCCCUUGGAAAUUUGGACUCGUAUCUCAGUCGUCUCAACGGAGUGCUAGAUGGGAACCCUCACAAGCACCGGGCCUUGCUCACGCAGCUCUGCGACAUUCUCUCUCACGUCGACAGUGAGAAGUUAUAGGAGGGGCCAAUCAAGUCUUCCGCCACGAGUCAUUCCUGCACGAAGCACACAGAUUUAGAAUCGGCACCAUUUGAUCAUGUGGACAUCUCAGAAAAAAAGGACAGCCGUAUUCAUUUAAAAGUUUGCAUCACUUUUCUUCAGCAGUAUGUAAGUCAUUUAAAGUGUGCAGACAACAUUUCCGCUAUUAUCAUCUCUGUUUAUUUUCUGGACUUGAAUAUUGCCGACAAUGGGACUAUAAUUAAGUUUACAAAUAAUGCCACUUGGCAUGGGUGCAUGGGAUGAUGUGUACUCAGUGUUGUUUAGCUUUUAUGGGUGAAUACAAAUUCAAUGCUGAGCUGUAUGCAUUUUACUUGACAUGGAUAAUGGAAUUUUACUCUUUUAUCAUUUUAUAUUUGUGAGAGUGUAUUUGUGCUUUUAUUUCCCAAAUGCUGAUUGAACCAUGCUGAGAAUAUUUCCACUAGAAGGUAAAACCGAGCUUGUCCAUUUGUUUUUGUAAAAUUAUUUGAAACCACUAUUUACUCUGUUAAAAACAACAAACCCUAAAUGUGCUACUGAGACUCAGUUUAUGCUCCUUAUUAAAAUGACUGCCCUUUCUGUAGAUAGUGAUUAUAAUGCUAAGAAUUGAUUGGUAUUGAUUUAAGAAGUUCAUUGUUAUGGUCUUAGUCUGCUGUGGUGCUAAAGUCCACUGCAUCACACUAAGAGCUGUUUCUAAUACUGUACUUUGACCCCCUCAUUUACUUAAACCUGGUAUCUAAAAUAUUAAAAUCCCCUCUCUGCCUGCCAACUAACGUUAA
Messenger RNA from Nerophis ophidion (straightnose pipefish), 1900 nucleotides. It is a transcript of the gene hmg20b, whose product is annotated as high mobility group 20B. The transcript is spliced from 9 exons. Bases 225 to 1106 code for a protein of 293 amino acids. The record is from RefSeq and is a predicted model, not a curated record. Gene Ontology annotation, cellular component: nucleus. NCBI's taxonomy places the organism in Eukaryota, Metazoa, Chordata, Actinopteri, Syngnathiformes, Syngnathidae. Gene Ontology annotation, biological process: regulation of gene expression.